GCGACGCUGGUAGCAGCCGGCGACGGCAGCGACGGCGUCACCGGCGGCAGACCGUCGCCCGGCGUCCGAGUGCAGCUCCUGGUAACAACGCGUACGAGUGGACGGCUAACGGUGGCUGGAUAACCGAUAUAUAGCGGCCAGUGACAGUGCUCCCGGAAAAUUAGAUCAAGCGGUAGGCGCACAACCUAAUAAUCCGAUCUUCUGUGGGCUCCGAGAACUAUCGGAAGAUUUGGAAGAUUGGAUUUUGCUUUCUGAGUGAAUUGCCGAUUUCGAAACAUUGAAUAUCGACGUCUUACCGACAACUGUGUGUGAAUCGUGCAGUGCAUUGCAUCGAGUCCGAAAACACCUGUGAUUUGCAACGUCAACUGGGUGACGAUCUGAGAGUCUCCAUUUCAGGGUGUUGCGCGCUGGCCGUGGCGGACGUUGUGUCGACCUGCAGCUACAGCUCGGGUGCCGCUAUGGAGGGGUGCGGUGAUGCAAUGUGACGGUACAGGCGCCACCGAGUGCCACAGCCGCGGUCAGUGCGGGGCCGGGCCGCUGUGGUAGUGUGGUAACCGCCGGCCGGGGCCCGCGGCCGCCCGCGCCACGCGCCGCUGGGGUCCGUCCGCAGCUGGAUAUGAUCAGCCCGGGGGGAUGAUGGUGCAGCGCGACGUCAGGCCAGCGGAGAGCAUCCAGUGCCCGCCACCAGCCGCACGACUAUGCCGCCGACACUGGCCACUGCCAUAGCGACCACGCUACUCACAAUCGGUCUGCAUGCGGCGGCGGCGGCGGCUGACCAGCCGACCCACGACUACAGCUCGCUGCUGGAGAGCCUGCGCCUCACCGGGCCCGUGUUCGACCCGCUGACACCGACCAACGUCACGGCCCAGGUCGGCUCGCACGCCUUCCUCCACUGCACCGUCCACCACCUCAUGGACAAAUCGGUCUCGUGGGUGCGUAACAGCGACUCCCACAUCAUCACUGUGGACCGGUACACGUUCAUCGCGGACGCGCGCUUCCAGUGUCUGCAUCCGGAGGACUCGGACGAGUGGACGCUGCAGAUUCAGUACGUGCGGCCGCGCGACGCCGGACUCUACGAGUGCCAAGUUAGCACCGAGCCGAAAAUAUGGCGCACCAUUCGGCUCAGCGUGGUCGAGCCGCGCGUGUCGAUCGAGUCCGACUCGCAGGACCUGUUUGUGAACGCGGGCAGCACGGUGGAGGUGCGCUGUGUGAUCGCGCUCACCGUCUCGCCGCCGGCGCACACGUUCUGGUACCAGGACGGCGGCCGGGUGGUGCCCGACGGCGCCCGGCUCCGCGUGCUCAGCCAGCGGUCCAACGACACCACGUCGGUGUCGACGCUGCACGUGGAGCGCGCCCGUCUCGGCGACUCGGGCAACUACACGUGCGCUCCGAGCAGCCUGCCGUCGGCCAGCGUCCGACUGCACGUGCUCAAUGGUGAACACCACGCGGCCAUGCAGGACGGUGUGAGCGCCGGGUGGCCGGCGCGCCGCUCGCCGCCGCUCUGGACACUCUGCCUGACCCUGCUGCUGGUGCUGGACGCCCUGUCACCGGCCACCCGGGCCGUCCGACAGCCGGCGACGGACGCUGCCCGCUCCCCGGCGUGAUGGAUGGCCGCGUCGAUCGGUCGGUGGUCCGCCGCGGCGGCGGCGGCGCGCUCCUGACCGCCGCCAGAGCCCACCGCCGCCGCUACCGACGGCCGUACCCCUGGGACGGCCACUCGCCGGGAGAGAGAUGGAGCGCCGACCGGCCGCCGACGGGCCCGUGCACAGGGCGGGACCCCGAGCAGGACUGGUGAGGUUUCUCCCAACUGUUGGUGUCGCUGGCUGACUGUCGAUGGACUACCAGUUCUGUUGGUGAGGACGGACAGCGAUGGAGGGACUCGGGGCGAUGGUAACGUCGCUGACCGGUCGCGUCUGUGGGGGGAAAUGAGCGGGGCGUCGGCGGUCGAUAGUUUUCCUCGCGCGCCUGUCGUUACCGCCUGCCGCUGACGACUCGGACUGCUGCGCCGUUUCCGCGGCUGGCUGAGUCCGCCCUCGGUCGGCGACUGUUCGUAUUUGGCCGUGCUCCCGCCGCCGUGUGGUGAGCCAGACUCUCGGAGAGCGGCAGUUACCGUGCGCGGCACGUCGCGACAAAUGAGCGGCCGGUGAGCCAGUUAAGCCUCGCUCGCGCCGGACACUGGCGCCCAAAUAGCCGCUGUCGUCUAUCAGCUGGGGUAGGUGAGACGGUGAGAAGGCCCGCGCCCGGCAGACCGCACAGGAGCCGAUGGGCCGACACGAGACUCUAAUGAAAAGUUGUCCGGUCUGGGACGACCACGUGCAGGUCCGGGACGGCCACGUGCUGUGAAAUGAAUUGAAAACGCGCUGUUCAGGCGCAGUGAAACUCAAACAGGUGAGAUGUAAGAUGUGAGAGGGCGGUGAGAUGUUAGCUCUGAAAAAUCAUGUGGAGAGGAGACUUCAUGGGGCUAAUGUAAGCGUCCAAAAACAAUGGUUCUGGCUAAGGAAUACUGUUCACAGAAUUCUGCGAACGGGUUUUGGUGUUAUAACGUGCAUGUUCAAGAUGUUUCAUUGUGAGCAAAACGGUGGUCGUUACUGAAACUUUCGGCUAAAUAAUGUCACAAAUUUGUCCAGCAAGAUAAUCAUGAUAAUGGGCUUUGGAAGCGGUCGAGUUUGUUGUUACACUGUUUCCCGACCGCUGAAUAUGGUGCUGAGCUGGUUCCAUGGUGUUCGAUGGAAAUAAUCAUGUUAUAUCGGGUCCUCCAUGUUCAGAGCGGAGAUUCGGGAUCUAAUGGUAGGUAUGCGUGGUGUGAUGCCAACGGUUCCUUCAGAGAGCGCCAUGAGAACAGGCCCCGCGAUGCCUGAACUGAUCGUCGGUUAUUCCAGUUGUCAUGGUGCCAUGUUACACUUCUUGUGGCGGGUGCCGACACAAUGUGGACGUGUGUCGUCCUGAAUAACAUUCGCAGUAGCUCGAAAACAAUAAAAUGGUGAUCGCGGAA
Messenger RNA from Amphibalanus amphitrite, 2992 nucleotides. RefSeq names its product zwei Ig domain protein zig-8-like. The coding region runs from base 699 to 1604 and encodes 301 amino acids. The record is from RefSeq and is a predicted model, not a curated record. Gene Ontology annotation, cellular component: neuron projection membrane. NCBI's taxonomy places the organism in Eukaryota, Metazoa, Arthropoda, Thecostraca, Balanomorpha, Balanidae. Gene Ontology annotation, biological process: synapse organization. The transcript has 5 exons.